Molecule: messenger RNA, 1465 nt
Organism: Rhincodon typus (whale shark)
Lineage: Eukaryota; Metazoa; Chordata; Chondrichthyes; Orectolobiformes; Rhincodontidae
Product: palladin-like
Exons: 9
Coding region: 365-1465 (366 amino acids)
Source: RefSeq, a predicted model, not a curated record
GUUCGGAGUUCCUGCAGCAAGGCUGCUGUACAAUUCGGGCUCUCUCUUUCUCCCUCUGUCUCUGUGUGUUCCUCCAACACAGCCUGCUCCCCCCAACAGCUGAUCUCUCUCUCUCUCUCUCUGUGUGUCUAAAUGCAUUAAGUUCCUGGUUCCAGCGCUUUAGACUGCGCGGUGAGUGUGAAACGGGUACGGUUUCUUUGGCUCGCGUAGCCCUGCUCUGUCACAAAUGACUUCCCAUCUGCCGAGAAGUGAAGGGAACAUCUGAAUCCUCCCUCCCUUUCCCCACACUCUCGUUGCUUUUACUUUAAAUUUAUAUCGAAGACUUCUUGCCGGAUUUUUACACAGAGAGAAGGGGCAGUCUGUGAUGGGCACAGCUCAAGGUGAGAACUGGUGCCUGCCACUGUACACUUACAAAUGCUUCAGGAAGCGAUGGUUCUGUGAGGGAAGGGAGUUGGAGAAUUCCCCAGAUAUCCGGAUAUCCCAGGAUGGUGACCUCUGCACUUUAGCUAUUGCUGAAGCCUUCGAAGACGACACUGGACGCUACAGCUGUACAGCAACCAACUGCUUCGGAUCAGACACAACAUCCGCAGAGGUCUAUAUUGAAGGGGCUUCUUCCACAGACUCCGAGUGUGAGAGAGAUAUGUUUAAGCCACAUGCCGGAACCAUGCCUCAGGCCCAGAAGAAGACCACAUCUGUGUCCCUGACAAUAGGAUCCCCUCACUCAAAGGGAGCAGCAGGUUCCAAUGAAGUGCAGCAAGUCUGCUCUACGCUGGUUCAAUCCAUCUCCAUCCCAGCCCCACAGGUGCAGAGCCCGACAUCUUGCCUGCAGAUCCAAGAUGGAGUCUCCCCACCUGUGUUUACAAAGGUCUUACAAGAUACCAGUGCCUCUGAAGGCCAAGUGGUUGUCCUGGAAUGUCGAGUUAAGGGGACCCCUCCCAUCAAAGUACAGUGGCUGAGACAAGGAGCAGAGAUUGAAGAUUCUCCGGACUUCCGAAUACUUCAGAAAAAGCCUCGAUCAGCCACGGAGCCUGAAGAAGAAAUCUGCACCCUGGUGAUUGCUGAAACCUUUGCAGAAGAUGCCGGAACGUUUACUUGCACGGUUACCAACCCUGCUGGCAACGUGUCUUGUAGUGCCCAGCUCACACUCAGGCCAGGAGAUGAAAGGGCGCCAAACAAUGGGAAUGGUCUAGUGGAUAAUAUUAUCCCAUCACCUCAGAAUGAAAUUAGCUCAUUAGAAUUGCCUCCUAAGAGGACAGUUGACCCAGUCCAGGAGAAGAGCCUUGAGAUCAAGCCCAGUGUAGCUGCCUUCGAACUGCAGCUCAGUCCUGCCGAGAAGUUACCCAAUGGUAGUUCUACGAGCCACGAGAUCAAUGGACCAAACCAAGGGCAAUGUACACAGUCUGCAGCCGCACUCCCAUCCCCAGUAAAGGAACCACCACCUCUAGCUGCCAAACCCAAGCUGUAA